GAUAAGACGAGAAGCAAAAGCAAAAAUCGAAGUCGCAAGGAGAAAAGAAAGUAGCAAAAAAUGGGGAUAGGCGGCGGAGGAGAGCAGAGGAAAAGCGGUGGCGAAAUGAUGGCGAUGGCUAGCUUGUUCAACGAUCAGCAAAACCCAGUUCAGCAGCUACAGGUCAAAUUCAAGGAGGUGGAAGUUGGUUUCAAGACGUGGUUGUCGAAGCAGUCGCUUCCGGUGGAAGCCGCCGUCGUUUCAACCAUGAGCGGUGUACAGGGAGCUUUCAUCGGCGGUCUCAUGGGAACACUAUCCCCUGAAAUGCCUCAGUCCGGCGUUGACCCUCAAGCCAUGGCCUCGAUGAGCAAGCUCAGGUUCCAUUCCGCUCUUGUGGGUGGACCAUGGGUCCAGGCUCGUAAUUUUGCUGCCAUUACUGGUGUAAAUGCUGGAAUUGCCUGCGUAAUGAAACGCAUUAGAGGCAAAGAGGAUCUUGAGUCUGCCGUGGUUGCAGCGUUAGGAUCUGGAUUCGCGUACUCUUUGGUGAGCCAAGGCUUGCAAGGUCAACCUCUUAAUGCAAUCACCACCGCUGCAGGUUUUGCUGUUUUCCAGGGAAUAUUUUUUAAGUUAGGAGAAAGAUUCUCUAAACCGAGCCCUGAAGACCCGUUUUACACACGAUCAAGAACUAUGCUAUUAAAGCUAGGUCUACAAAAGUAUGAGAAGAACUUCAGGAAAGGACUUCUAACAGAUCCCACCUUGCCAUUGCUCACCGACAGCGCGUUAAGAGAUGUGAGCAUCCCACCAGGGCCAAGGCUUCUGAUACUAGACCAUAUUCAGAGGGAUCCUGAGAUAAAGGGCAAACGUGGGAAGUAGUAAUUGAGUGUUCUAUUUAUAUGGUCAUCACCAGAAUCUUUCUGUUUUAGCAGUAAGGAUCUUCAGACACAAAUGUAAUGUUUUUUUUUUUUUUUUAUGUAGCUGCUUCUACUAGCAAUGUUUGAUUCUCUUUAUAUUGAAAAUAUUUUGUCGCAAAGUAAACUAAAUUAUACUCUCUCCAUUUCAUAAAGAGUGUCGU
This is a messenger RNA of Eutrema salsugineum, 1051 nucleotides long. Its product is annotated as mitochondrial import inner membrane translocase subunit TIM22. Gene Ontology annotation, biological process: protein targeting to chloroplast; protein insertion into mitochondrial inner membrane. The coding region runs from base 61 to 852 and encodes 263 amino acids. The transcript is spliced from 6 exons. Gene Ontology annotation, molecular function: transmembrane protein transporter activity; protein binding. NCBI's taxonomy places the organism in Eukaryota, Viridiplantae, Streptophyta, Magnoliopsida, Brassicales, Brassicaceae. Gene Ontology annotation, cellular component: chloroplast inner membrane; TIM22 mitochondrial import inner membrane insertion complex. The record is from RefSeq and is a predicted model, not a curated record.